AAUGGCGGCUGGGAGUGCAGGCGGUAGCGGCCGCAAUAGUGGCUCGUCUCCUGCCCUGGAGUCAACGUUAGACCGUCGCUUUCAGUCUUUAACCAACACCAUGGAAUCCAUUCAGGGACUAUCCCUCUGGUGCAUCGCAAACAAAAAAUACCACAGCGUGGUCGUGCGGCACUGGAUGAAGUGGAUGCGCAAAUCGGAAGCGUCCCACAAGCUCAAUCUCUUCUAUCUGGCUAAUGAUGUCAUUCAGAACUGUAAAAGGAAAAAUGCCAUAGUCUACCGCACAACCUUUACUGAUGUGCUGCUAGAAGCUAUCAAGCUUGUCAGUGCCAUGAAGGAUUCUAAAAUGAUCAAGUCUGUGGGAAGGACCCUGUCCAUUUGGGAGGAGAGAAGUGUCUAUUCAGAAGAGUUCAUCAGUCAGCUCAAAAGAGGACUAGUUCAGACAGCAAAACCACCAAAAGUUUCAGCUCCUGUCAACUCCAAAGCUGCCCUGAAAUCCAAGAUUGUGGCUGAGUUUGUGCCCUCAGCGUUUAUCGAGCAUCUAUCCAAGUACAGGAAAUCCAUGGAUGAAAUUGAGCUUAAAGAGAAACAGUUAGCAGCAAUGCGAGUGGAUGUAUGCAGUACAGAGGCUCUUAAGAAAUUAAAAGACAAGGCAGGAGGUAAGAGGUUCUCCAGAGAUUUUGAAGAUGGGAGCACAAAGCUUCAGGAGUUCAUUUCCUUUCUGGAUGGUGAGGUCAAAAAAGGCAAUCCCUUGAUGGAAGCUCUGGAGAACGCAGACAUAUUCUACGAGAUGCAAUACAAAGAGGUCAAGAUUGUUGCUAAAGCCUAUGAGACAUUUGCAAACCGAGUUUCACACCUUAAGCGAAAGCUUGAUGCACUGAAGGCUAUGGUGCCUGAUCCAAAUGACUCUCCCAUCCCCUCCCCCAUUGAAGAUGCCCCUUCACCCACGGGCUCAGAUUCACCCUUUCAUUCCCUGGGUAAGAUUGGUACCCCUGACUCAGAGCUGGAUGGACAGGCAAUGGAGGAGGACCUGAUGGCUCUGGGAGAUGCUCCCAGCCCCCUUUCUUCUGUUGGGGGUUCCCCAAAACCAAGUGAACCUUUGGGAGACAAAGACAAUCGUGACGUAGAGGACAUGGAUCUCUCAGAUGUAGAGGAGACUGAAACACCUGCCAUCAUAGUAGAGGAAAGUGUGGUUCCUGCUGUUGUGUCCAAGCCGUCCUUGGACGAAUCCUUACAAGCUAAGGAAGGCACUCCAACAAAGCAGACCACAGCCCCCACAGUGACGGUUCCCUCAUCAAUACAGUCAUUGCCAGUGAACUUUGCUGGUGUUGAUCUAGGCAAGAUCAGUUCCAUCCUGAGCACAAUCACAAAUGUUAUGAAAAACUCAGCUGUAGGAGUUAGUCCCAUGUCUCAAGCUUCCCCGAAUGUACCUUCAACUACAACCUCAACUACAACCUCAACUCCGAAGAUGCCCACUUCUCCUUCAGCCAACCCACUGGCCAGCUUCCUGUCUAGGGUGGACAUCAACCCCAACACCCUACUUGGCGUCCUAUCCAAAACACAAACCCAAGGUGGUCUUCAGGGUCUGUCAUCUUUACUAAACAACCAAGCUGUAAAAACCACUGCAAUUUCAACUUCAAAUCCUGAAAUGCCAUCCCUCACCCCUCCAUAUACAGCACAGUCUCAAGCAUCUCCCAAAGUCAUACCUACUUCAUCUGGUGUCCCAUUGGCCAGAGACGCCAUCCCUCAAGGAUGUGUGGUUCCUAAGUCUUCCCAAUCAGAUAUAUUGAACGAGAAAUUAAAUCCUAGCUCUGAACUCAACUCCAAUCUGGACUCCAAGAUCGAUAACUUCCUCCAAGGGAAACCAUGUAUAAAAGGAUUGAAUUUGGGCUUUCCAUCUAUUCUGCCAUGGCCAAAGGGAACUGUUGAUAGCCCCUUAACAAGUGCAGAAAACCUUGGUGGAACUCCCAUAAGGGACGAGGCUGGUGCCACACCAACUCAAGAUGAGAUUAUGGAUGUCCCAAAAUCAGAGCCCUUACUAUAUCAAGAGGGACAAAUGGUGUCUACAGCCACAGCUGGAGUGGAGCAAAACUUUCAUGCUGAUCCAAGAUCGCAAGCUGGUACAGAAAUUAAUCAGAACAAUGGACAAGUAAAAAAGGUCUCCCAAAGCUCAGUGCCCUCUCUUGCAGAGGCAGAAGCCAAACGGUAUAAAUUCAUUGAAGCUAUGCGGUCCACUUCUGUGCCCAGCAACCAGCAACCUUCAAGCAACAGACCUGGUGCCAUACAUCAGUUGCCAAUACAGAACCCUUUAAUCAGUGAUGCAGGACAAGAAGGUAACUUGUAUGGUGAGGUGUAUCAACAUGGUCAAGAGCAGCGAGUGAUGGCCAGCUCAAAUGCGUACGGAGCAGAGUCGUACCAUGCCCAAGAACCAAGACAGGAUAUUGCCGAGCCAACCUUCUUCACCUCACCUCUACCACCUAUCCCAAAUCUUCCGCCCCCACCUCAAGACUUCUUGCCUUCAGUUUCUUCCUUAAAGCCAGGUGGUUCUCACAUUCACAUGGAUUUGCAAGAACCUUACAGUGAAGCUGAAACAGGUGUUGAUAGCUCUUAUGGCCCGGCCAACUCUGAUUAUGAUGAGUGUUUGUCUCAUGAGGUUCCAAACAGGGAGCCUUUCCAUCCACAUGGGGAUGGGGCAUCUUACUCUGCUCUUCCACCACACCAUGUCCCCAAAAUCCUACCAAAUGAAACGGUGGAUUACAACCAUCAACAUCUACCAAGAGUGCCUCUGCAGCACCCUCCAAGUAUGCCACGUCACCACAUUGGGUCUCCUCCUCCAGUAAGGGGCUACCAUGAAGACAGAAGUCCUCCACAACCCAUACCUGAUGAUCCGUACUUUGACCCAUAUCAUGAUCAUCCACCUCGUAGCCCCUCUCCUCCUCAUUAUGACAUGCACCCUGUUUCCCCUUGCGCACUUGAGUAUUACCCUGAAGAGAUGCCACCUCACUAUCCAGAACACAGGGUUCACCUUCACCUAGAGCACAGGCUUCCACCACCACACUUUGUCCAUGCACCUCACCCUGGGCACUAUCCACCUCCUCUGCACCUCCGUCGACCACCACCAGUUCCAUAUGAACAUGAACCGCCCUUCCCCAGAGGCAAGCGUCCUGGUCCACCUUUUGGAGGGCCUCCUAGAGGUGCUGGUCCUUUGUAUCCUCCUAAAAGACCCUACCUGCCUCCACAUUAUUGAAAUGUUUCUUAUUGUGGUUCUUAAGCUCAGGUGUUUUGUGCAUGUCGCAAUGAGCAUCUGAGAUGAAGGUGUAGAAGUCCAAGUGCUGUUACAAAAUAAAUUAUCAGCAAGACAAAUGUUGCUGUAUACAACAAUGGGGAGGAUGCUGAACACAUUCACAAGAUCACGAUAGAGAUAAGUGCUAAUUUAUUGAAGCAUCUGUAUAUGCAAGCAGAUAACUCAUUGGUCUACAAGUGACUUUGGCAAGAUCUGAGGAAAAAGCAAUUAAGAGAGGCAAGAUGAAGUCAAGCAGCACUGGAGCAGAGAAAUGGAAAGUGUCUCUGGCGAGGAAUAAUUGCUGGUCGAUUGACAUGGAGUCUGAAGACAAAGACAAAACAAGAGGUGGUUAUUCUACUUCGUUUCAUUCAUUCUUGUUUAUUUCCCUAUAGUUUUUAGUCCAGCUCUAUGUACAGUUAAAAUGAAAGUUUAACACAAAAUGUCCUUUCCCUUUCUCAGAAUGCAUUUGCACAUGUCUUGCAUAUAUAUUUUGGGAAAAAACACAAUGUUUGUUUUUUUUGUUCGCCGUUUAAUUAAGACAGAUUUUUUUUUUACUUCCGUAGUUUAGUUCUACUGAUGAUCAAGCUAUAUUGUUAUGCAAAGCUGGUAGUUUUCACCACAUGUUGUUUUGUACAUGAAAUUAAAUGUACCUCUAACAGGUAGUUAAGCUUCAUUAUCGUCUUUCAUGGAGAAACAACAAUGUAGAGAAAAAGUAACCUUUACAGUUUUGAGGGAACACGCUGAGGUAUAAAGAGGCGAGCCAUUUUUGCCUACACUGGCAGAAGAUGCAGAAGACAAGAAGCUGAUUUAUUAUCGGGAAGGAACAUCGUGGCCUCCCUCAGAUCCCUGAGGCUUUUACUGUACUGACUUAAAUAAAGAUGUGUUUGGAAAAAACCACAGUGGGGGAGAAUGGUCUUAACCAUCAUGUCUUUGAGUCUUUUCAUCUCAGUUGCAUCAGUGACUGAUUUCUUUUGCUUUUCACAGUAUUAUUAAUUAAUAAUUAAUUAUAUAUUCUCAUCAAUAAAACGCGAUCAA
This is a messenger RNA of Xyrauchen texanus (razorback sucker), 4315 nucleotides long. RefSeq names its product regulation of nuclear pre-mRNA domain-containing protein 2-like. Gene Ontology annotation, biological process: mRNA 3'-end processing. Gene Ontology annotation, molecular function: RNA polymerase II complex binding. Gene Ontology annotation, cellular component: RNA polymerase II, holoenzyme. Bases 2 to 3244 code for a protein of 1080 amino acids. NCBI's taxonomy places the organism in Eukaryota, Metazoa, Chordata, Actinopteri, Cypriniformes, Catostomidae. The record is from RefSeq and is a predicted model, not a curated record. The transcript is spliced from 10 exons.